CUCCGAAACAAAAACAGUCCCUACAGACAGACAGACGGACGGACAGCUGCUGACAGGACGCCACCGGAGAGACGCCGAGCACACAACGCGUAUCCUCAACCGCAGAGACACCGGAGCACCGGAGGUAAGAGAAGAAUAAGAAGCAGGACGAGAAGAAGAAGGAAGGAGGCGCUGCCGCUGGAUCUACACUGACUGCAACGCAUCUGCGCAACACCGAAAAAAAAGCAAAAACAACAACAACAACAACAACAAAAAAACAACAACAUCAUCACGUCAGCGUUUGUCUCCAAAAUGCCGUUUUCCGUUAACGGCAUCCUUUGCACGCUCGCGCUGCUGGUCCUGUGGCGGGUGGAGGAGCUCGCGGAAGCUUGCAGCUGUGCUCCGGUUCAUCCGCAACAGGCUUUCUGCAACGCCGAUGUAGUGAUUCGAGCAAAGGUGGUUGGAGUAAGAGAGGUGGAUUCUGGGAAUGAUAUCUACGGGAACCCCAUCAAGAGAAUCCAGUAUGAGGUCAAACAAAUCAAGAUGUUCAAGGGCCCGAACACGGACAUUGAGACCGUCUACACUGCUCCUGUCUCUGCCGUCUGUGGCGUCACCCUGGAUGCCACCGGCAAGAAGGAGUACUUGAUCUCAGGCAAGGCCGAGGCCGACGGCAGCAUGCAUGUGACCCUGUGUGAUUACAUCAUGCUCUGGGACUCUUUGAGCGCCACCCAGAAGAAGAGCCUCAGCCAGCGCUACCAGAUGGGCUGUGAAUGCAAGAUUGUGCGCUGCCCCUCUCUGCCCUGUGAGAUCUCCGCCCCCGAAGAGUGCCUGUGGACGGACCUGAUGAUCGAGAAGCAGGUGCACGGACGCCAGGCCAACCACUACGCCUGCGUCAAGAGGGCGGACGGCUCCUGCUCCUGGUACCGCGGCGUCGCACCGCCCAAGAAGGAGUUCCUGGAUGCCGAGGACCCUUAGUCAUGUGACUCGCGCGCGUGACUGCCCACUGCACAGCCUGACGGAGAUAAAUGUAAACGGUUCCAUUGAGAGAGAAAAAAAACAAAAAAAACAAAAAACAAAACCAUCAUCAGGCAAAGUGAUUUUGAAAAAUAAAAUAAAUGAUAAUGUGACUGAAAUGACCUGCUGCGUCUGAAAACAACCUUUAGCCUCUCUUUGUGUCGGUCGUCCGAUUGUUUUCCCGGCGUCGCUCUGCAGAGGCUCAGAUGUCGUUCUCACACACAGCAUCUCUGUAAAAUAAAAAUAAAAUGGCAUAAAAUAGCAUCAUGAGACAUAGACUGGUCGAGUGAUGGCGUAACUUCCUCCUGAGGCUGGCGUCAGGAGGACAUAAAUUCUCGGUGAGACGGAGCACUUCCUGCCCCACAAAGCUCUUUAACAGCUCCGCUCUCCGCCAAUCAGUGUUCAGACGACCCUUCGCUAACCCGUUCUACUUUUAUUACCUCAUUCUCCAUUUUUACUCCAAAGCCAAAUUCCAAGUUGCCUUUUUUUCUUUCUUUUUUGUUUUUUUUUUGUUUUAUUAAAUGACUGUCUCCCUUCUCUCCGAACACUUAUUAUUAGUUGACGCUUUUCUCAUUUUUUUUUUUUUUUUCCCUCUGCUGGGAACUAUUUAGCUCAACCGUCCCUGACGCCCACGACAUGCUUUCUUUAAAAAGAACAUGAUUCAUCCUGUGCGGCCGAUGAUUGUUUUCUGGUUUCAUUCGGUGAAAAUCUUAACUGAGGCUAAGCUCACUGGACCAGUCUAUGCUGUGUGAAUAAGAGCACACUAAAUUUAAACGACACCGCUUCACUGCCCUAGAGUCCAAUCAGAAAUACCCAAAAUUUAUCCUCCUCCUUCCACCACCUCCUCCUACGUCUUCUCAUCUUUCAUCAAAUCUUCACCCCUCUCCCUUUGUUAUGUAGCUGUACAGUACCUAUGCAUAUACUUCUUUUUGUUGUUACUUGAUGAUUAUUAUUAUUAUUUUACUGCAUUAGAACUAGAUUUGCACUUUUCGAGGAUGAGUUCCAGUAAAGACAAGAGCCUGAAUACUCUGAUGUGACAGUUAUUACCGCCCAGACCGACAGAUCCACCUCAGGUGCAGAUUUCGCCUAUUUUCCAGCGUUUUGGUUUUAAUCCAUACUCGCAAAAAACGAAAGAUUACUCUUGCUAUGUUUGUCACAAGAAAUAAAGAAAUAGUACUCGCAGUGGAAGAAAACAAGAAAAACGGAUGCGUGAGAGGUUUGGACAUAAAGGGAUCUAUUUUUUUUUUUUUUUUUUGAUUUAACGUGUGAAAGAGAAACAAAAAGAGCUCGUGGGACGUUCUUUCAGUGUCUUUGUAUUUACCUGUUGAUUGUAAAUGCCAACAGCGGUUUCAUGAUUUGCCAAUAUAUCCUCGCAGACGGUUCAUUUCAUGAGGUCUUUACACGCUUCGCUUUCGACUCGUCUUUCCCGCUCCUUCCAGUUAUUAACGAAAAAAAGCUUUAUCGCCGUCCUAGAAAGCAAGUUACUCAAUCAAAAGUUUACAGUGCUGUUUUAUACACCUCAAGCUACAUUAACAAAACAAAAAUAUAUAUAUGAUGGAGUAUUAGAGGCAUAAUUUAAAAGUAAACUCUUUCCAGUUUCCAUUACUUUGUAUUUUUUCAGUGUUAUUAUUAUACCUGUCAUGAUUUUUGUGUGUUUUCGCUGUCUUUGUCUACGAUGUCUUUAGCUGUAGUGUCGAGUUGGGAAGGUCCUCUUGCGCUGGAGUAACGUGAGAGUGAGAGCGAUUUAAUCCUUUUUGGAGACGGGGUAGAGAAAUGAGAAAUGGGUACUUUGUGUGAAUAGAGGACUGUGCAUGUGUUUGAUGCUUUGUGUAAGUCCGAGCGAAGGACAAAAAUAUUCAGUAUUAUCAAAUAAAAAAAAAUACAAGUUUGAAAGAGUA
Mugil cephalus (flathead mullet) is the source of this 2891-nucleotide messenger RNA. RefSeq names its product TIMP metallopeptidase inhibitor 2a (gene timp2a). Gene Ontology annotation, molecular function: metalloendopeptidase inhibitor activity; protease binding. Gene Ontology annotation, biological process: negative regulation of membrane protein ectodomain proteolysis; negative regulation of endopeptidase activity. Lineage: Eukaryota; Metazoa; Chordata; Actinopteri; Mugiliformes; Mugilidae. The transcript has 5 exons. Gene Ontology annotation, cellular component: extracellular matrix. Bases 292 to 954 code for a protein of 220 amino acids. The record is from RefSeq and is a predicted model, not a curated record.